Macrosiphum euphorbiae (potato aphid) is the source of this 1112-nucleotide messenger RNA. The record is from the annotation of a GenBank genome assembly. NCBI's taxonomy places the organism in Eukaryota, Metazoa, Arthropoda, Insecta, Hemiptera, Aphididae.
AUGUCCGAGUCCCCGCGCAUCGACGUGACCGGCAACGACGAUGACGACGAGUUGUGCUGCACCAACGACCGGGCACCGGUCACCGGCGCCGGUAACGGACCGAUGACGGCGGCCGCCUGCAAGACGAUGAUGAUGGCGACGGCUGCGGCGGCGGCCGCGAUGACGGCGGGUAACGGAGGCGGCGGCGGCGGCGGUGGCCGCGAAUCUCCAGCCGUCAAGUCGGCCGCACCGCCGUACACGUCGUUUUCCAUUUCGAGCAUACUCAGCAAGGACAAACCCGGCGGGGGCGCCGGAAAACAGCACAGGAGCGUGGGCGCCGCUGUGUCGCCGGCCACCGCGGCGGCCGCGGCAGCUGCAGCGGCCACGUUCGACGUCACCGCUCAUCUGGCAGCCGCAGCCGACCACGCCAUGUUAUCCAGACUGGGCUUGAUGAGCCACUUCGGAGCACUGGCCGCAGCGGCUUCAGGCCGAAGUCCGUUUAUGCUGUACCCGGGUGUGGGGAUCGCGGGCACCACGGCCAGCGCGUUGGACAAACACUGGUACUCCGCGUGGUCGCAACCCUUGUCGGCCGCCAUCAGUCCUACCGGCGGUUCGAGCUCGGCAAACGAAGAGAACAGCCGACCCAGCACUCCACACAGCGUGGGCGUCAACACGGGUGGCACGUCGUCGCUGGCCGGCCACAGUCCGGAUGGAUGGUCGACCGGCGAGGACGGUGGUGGUGGCCGAGGCCCAGGGUCGCCGAACCACCAGCGACGGUUCGUGGGCAACUGCGGAGGCGGCGGCCGUUACAUGGAUCAGUCGGUGAACGCGGCCGUGUCCAUGGACGACGACGACGACAUGGCAGACGACGGUCCUGACGACGACGACGCCGGUAAAAAGGACCACGGAGGGUGCGGGGGCGGCGGAGGCAACGGCGGCGGGAGCGGCGGGGCGGGCGGCAAGCGGAAGAAGAAGACCCGCACGGUGUUCUCCCGGAGCCAAGUGUUCCAGCUCGAGUCUACGUUCGACAUCAAGCGGUACCUGUCCAGCUCGGAGAGGGCCGGGCUCGCCGCGUCCCUGCACCUGACCGAGACCCAGGUGAAGAUAUGGUUCCAGAACAGGAGGAACAAAUG